Messenger RNA from Schistosoma rodhaini, 189 nucleotides. NCBI's taxonomy places the organism in Eukaryota, Metazoa, Platyhelminthes, Trematoda, Strigeidida, Schistosomatidae. The record is from the annotation of a GenBank genome assembly.
AUGCUUGUAUUAAUUCUAAUCUCAUUUCUAUUAUUAUUAACAUGUGAAUCUGGAUUUAUAUUAUGUAAUGGUAUGUUACUAAUAAGUUCAUCAUCAUGGCAAAUAUUUAUGGCUAGUUUGAAGAAUACAAUGAGCUUUCUUAGUUUUUUAAACACAACCGCGCUAAAUAUCAAAGAACUAUUAGGUUGA